Molecule: messenger RNA, 1637 nt
Organism: Plasmodium reichenowi
Lineage: Eukaryota; Apicomplexa; Aconoidasida; Haemosporida; Plasmodiidae
Product: actin-related protein, putative
Exons: 1
Biological process (GO): regulation of transcription by RNA polymerase II
Cellular component (GO): SWI/SNF complex; NuA4 histone acetyltransferase complex
Molecular function (GO): chromatin binding
Source: RefSeq, a predicted model, not a curated record
AUGUAAAUUUUUUAUGUGGAGGAGAAGAUAUAUCUUCCCUAGUAGUAGAUUUAGGUUUUUAUAGUUGUAAAAUAGGACACAAUCAAGAAGAUACGCCACGUAUAUUUUUGAAUAGUAUAUGUGGAGAAAGAGAAAUGAAUGAUGAAUACGAAAAUUAUAUGGAUGGAUCUUUAAAAAAUAUAAAUUAUAAAGAAUUAAAAUAUCCUUUAAAUUUAUAUAAUAGAAAUGAGCAUAUAAGGAUCAAACCAUUAUUUUAUAAAGAUGAUAAUAAAGAUGAUAUUAAAUUAAAUGCAGAUGUUUUUGAAAAGAUAUUAGAGUAUUCUAUUGAAGGUAUAGAGAUACCUAAAGUAUUUGAAUGUAGUGAUGAUAUAAUAAUGGAUCCUAUAAAAUUGGGUGGAUUAAAUUUAAAUUUUGAGGAACAUCCAAUAUUAUUAACAGAAUUUAAUAUGCAUAAUCAUAAAAUAAGAGAACAGAUGACCGAAAUAUUAUUUGAAAAAUAUAAUAUACCUGCAUUAUAUUUUGCAAAGAAAGCAAAGUUAACAUCCUUUAGUUUAGGGAGAUCUACAUCUUUAGUUAUAGAUAUAGGAUAUAAUUCUUUGGAUAUAAAUCCAGUAUAUGAAGGAUAUGUUCUUCAGAAAAAUUCAUUGGAAUAUAAUAUUGGAGGACAAUAUUUUGAUAAAUUAAUAUAUGAGCAAUUAAUAAAAGACAAUGUAAAUAUUAUUCCUUAUUUUGUGUAUUGUAAUGGCUAUGAUAAUAUGCAUACAUGUUUUAAUGACAACAUUAACGGUAGCAUUCAUAAUAAUAAUCACAAUAAUAUUGGUGAUAACAAUAAUAUUGGUGAUAACAAUAAUAUUGGUGAUAACAAUAAUAUUGGUGAUAACAACAAUAUUGGUGAUAACAACAAUAUUGGUGAUAACAAUAAUAUUGGUUAUAAUAAUCAUCAUGGUAAUAGCAAUACAUACCAAGAAAAUUCUAUAGAAAAAACUUUGAACCCAUUUUAUAAUAUACAUCAUUCAUAUAAAGAAGAAUGUAUUUUAGAUGUAAUUCGAUAUAUGAAAGAAAGCGUUUGCAGAACACGUAUUAUAAAUGAUGAUUCCAAAUGGGAAGAAAAAAAAUAUAGUAUACAAAACAUUACAAAUUUGAACGAACAAAAUAACAUACAUAUAUCUAAUGAGAAUAAUAUAAAAGAUGGAUGUACAAAAGAAGAAUUUUUUGAAUUACCUGAUGGAUAUAAAAUUAAUAUUCAUAAAUAUAAAUAUGAUAUUGCUGAACAUUUAUUUCAUUCUAUACCUUCUCUAAACAAUUUUAAAGGUUUACCACAGUCAAUUAUAAAUUGUAUUAUAUCGACAGAUGUUGAUAUUAGAAAAGAACUUUUACAAUCUAUUGUUAUUACAGGAGGUUCAUCAUUAUUUCCUGGACUUAUUGAAAGGUUACAUAACUCAUUAAAAGAAAAAGAAUGUUUUACACAAUCAAAUAAAUUCAAAAUUUUAAAUAUGACUUCUUUGGUAGAACAAAAAUAUUCUUCAUGGCUAGGUGGAUCCAUUCUAGCUAGCUUGGGAACAUUCCAACAAAUGUGGGUUUCUAAAAAGGAAUAUCAUGAAUCAGGACAUAAUAUCAUACUUGAUCGAUGUUUUUAA